AUGGCCAGCGAUACAGAAGAUGAGCUGAUGCAACCGGUGUCUGGUGAUGGAGAGGUGGUACCCAGUUUCUCCUGCACGGUGGCAGGCCGGACAAGAAGGCUAAGAAAUCGCAUCGUUCUCGGCAACGAUACAGACGAAGACAACAGCAGCAGUGGCAGUGGGCCGAUAGCGGGUCCCAGCCGGAGGCGACCGGCCGGAGCUGUAGUGAUGGAGCUGGCGUCCGAAAGUUCCGAAUGGGAAUCGGACUGGAACAGUGACGAGGAGCAGCUAUUAGAGAAGGGUGACAAGGACGCGGUGGCAGCAGUCUUGGCCAGUAAGCUCGGGUACGCCUCGGACGACUCGAGUGGCGGCAGCAGCAGCAGCGACAACGAAAAGUGUCCGAUUUGCUUGCUGUCGCUGCACAGUCAGCAAGUUGGCGUGCCGGAGGUGUGCGAGCAUGUGUUCUGUGCGGCGUGCAUCGAAGAAUGGUCACGCACCGUCUCCACCUGUCCGAUUGAUCGUAAAGACUUUGCGGUGAUCAACGUCUACCCGAACAUUGACCAGCGGACAACAGUGCUGCGGACAUACCGCGUCCAACCGAAACCGGCGGAUGCGCUCGGCAGCGAGGAACUCGAGGGUGGCACCGGUGUGCCCGGUCCGUUCCUCGAUGUCGACGUCGACGAUUUGAUCUUCUGCGAGGUGUGUCACCAGGCGCACCACGAAGAACGAAUGCUUCUGUGCGAUUCGUGCAACAACGGGUUUCACUUGGAAUGUCUCAAUCCGCCGCUACUAGAGAUUCCGUUCGGUUCGUGGUACUGUGACGGGUGCUUUGCAUCCGGCUCCGACGAGGAUGACAACGAGCUGCAAGAUUUGUUGAAUGAUCUUAACCAAAUCGGGGGCAUGCGGGAGUCUCGGCUCCGGCAGCGUAUUCGCAGUCCACCGCGAAUCGUUCGCACGCGCCAGAGUGAGCGUAUUCGCGCGGCCAUUCUCAACCGGUCGCGCGGAGAGCUGACGACCCAAGCACGCUUGGAACCGGCGAUCACUUUGUCGACUCGCCGAUCUAACAGCAACGCGGCGGCAGUGGAGCGUUCUCGGGCCAGACUGGCCGCGGGUUCUUCUGCCCACGGAGGAAGCAGCAGCAGCAGCAGCCUCGUGGCGGUAGCGUCGGCCCCGCGUGCCCGAAAAACGGUCAAACGAAAACGGCGAGGGCGCACGCGGCGCAAGAUUCUGAGUAUGAUCAUUUCGGAGUACGAUGUCGACAACAACGACGACGAAGGAGGGCGCGGGGGUGAACCCGGGCAGAAGUUUGCCAUCAAACGCAAGAAACUCUACAGCACGUUGCGCAAGCUGCGGAAAAAGCGAGCAAAACGUCGGAAAACGACCAUCACGGGUGGUGUUCACGCUUCGAGGCGUGCAACGGCCACCAUCACGGCGAGCGAGGAACUGGCACGGGCCACCAACUUCGCGGAGGACUCCGUACAGCGGCAGCGGAUCGGAACGGGAAUAACGCCGCUGAAAAUCUUUGGCGGUCGGAACGAUUUGGACUAUUUCAGCGACGACGACGAAGACGAAGAAAGCAGCACCGGUGGCGGUGGUGGAGGAGGCAGAGCGGGCGGCGACGGGUCAACACUGAUCGGUACGAUGAUCAGUGCUCGACUUCGCAACCCGCUUGGUCAACGGAGGGCACUGAAGAGUGGCUUCGAGCGGUUCAGUACGCCCAGCGGCUCGGCACCGGGCUCGAAUGGUGCUUCGGUCGAUAUCCUGGGAAGCAUUCUCGAGAGUCAAGAACGCUGGCAUUCGCGCGACGGUCUGCGGAACGUGCGGAUCAACGGUGGGAAAAUUAUUUUUCCCUGCAAUGGACCGAGUCACGAGCGUCCCAGCGACGGUGCUUCCCCGAGUCAACGCAAUCGACCGAGUGUUAGCAUUACCAGUGCAGCCAACACCUCCGGCUCCAAUAGCACAGCCACGAGUCAAUCACUGGCCGGUACCGACGGGAAUGCGAGUGGCUCCAGCAAUGUGUCAGUGAACGGAACUUCCGAUGGUGGUUUCGGUGCCGGUUCCGUCGACACUGCCACGACCGGAAGUUCGACGCAAGGUGGUUUGGGUACGGCCGACGGUUCCCUCGAUGACCUCGAUCCAUCCGAUACGUCAAUUUUUGUCGAUCUUCCGUUUCCUGGCAAAUCAUCCACCGCUGAAGACAAAACCCAGAAGAAGGAGGAUUCCCCGGACAAAGAAGUUGCAGGUGAAGGCAGUAAACCGAUUGCGGGGCGUCUUCCGAAGGGCCUAGCUCACGAUGCGACGGUUACGGCUGCCGGCAGCUCAUCGUCAUCCGUCGUAGAAAACAACUGUCCCAAUUUUUCCGUCUACUCGUCGGAGACACUGCACUUCGCCAAGGGAUCGGCAGACGGCAACCAAAUGUACGAUCCGCUCGACAGCGAGCAGCGCACCGAUGACGAGGAUGACGGGGGUGAUCGUGACGAAGAUCUGGUCCAGCUAGACGACGACGAUCCACUCGGUCAGGGCGAAAAACCGGUGGCUAGUGGGGACGUGGCGGCAAACGGAGCACCGGCGUGUACCGGCGAGCGGCUAUCAAGCAACGGUGAGCAAGACGAUGAGGUUUGCCCUGAACGAGACGAGGACGAUGGAACACCGGCGCGAGACGAGUUCGAUUCCGAGAGCGACGAUGAGCUAAAGAAAAUCGAAGCCGACUCUAGUCGGGGACUCGAUGGUCGGGGCCGGUCGAGCCGUAGCGAGCGGGGCCUGGACGCACUGACGCCACCCUUGACGACUUCGCUCGUGGCAGCUCUCGGUGCUUCCGGGGCAGCGAUGGCGGCGGCAUCGGCCAUCGCCACCGCCAACUUUGGGCCCCCGAUUGGUCUCGCGACGUCAACGGCGAGUGGGUGCGGUGGCGAUGACGAUCGCAGCUAUACACCGUGCUUGGACGAAAAGUAUCAGGAGCGCCGGGAGCUGAUCGAUCAUCACACGGGUGAGGAUACGUCCGCGGAAGAUGGCGGUCUGCUGGCGUCGUCGGUGCGGUUCCACAGUCAGGGCAGUGCGAUCGAUUCGGCGGGAAUCGGUGGCAUGGACACGGAGCUCAUAUCCGAGGAGGACGACAAUGCGUUCGCGGAGACAGCGGAGGACGGUGCGGGGCCAUCUGGUACCGGCAAAGCGUCAACCUCCACAGGGCCGGGUGCGAAGCGGAAGACGGGCAGCGAGCUAACGUUCAAAAAGGUCACGAAAAAAGGUCGCGAACGAAACUAUCGUGAAAAGGAUUCGAAGAAAAGGUCUUCCCGUCGGGACGGCGAGCGGUCGGACGGCGACGAGAAUGGGGGUGAUAGUGGCGGAGGUGACGGUGCCUACGGCGGCAAAUCGGACAGUAGAAGCCGACCCCGGCGACCGAAGCGCAAAGAGUUGCCACGCUACGACAUCCGGUCGAUUAUCGCGGAGAAGCGUCCUCGCAUCUACAAGGACCCGUUCGGGCGCGACGUCACACCGAAGCGGCGUUCCAGAACUCGCUCACCGCGAGUGCCGUCGCGCAGCCGCUCCCGGGACCGCAAUCGAAACAUUUCGAUUUCACUCUCACCCGAACCGCCGCUGCAUGUCCCUGCCGGGAGCACAAGAUCGUCGCGCCACUACGCUGGUGGAGCUGGAGCAAGCCGGCGUCGAUCGCCCUCCCCACGACAACACCGUGGUGCUCGAUCACCGCCCUCGAUGCGCUCUCCACUGCCAUUCCGGUCGCGGUCUCGUUCGCGGUCGCGCGGCGCCGGAGGACCUUUGGGGGCGCUGCGAUCGCUUUCGCCGCGCUCACCACGUGCACGCUACGCCCGAUCGAUACGUUCACGAACGUUCUCACGAUCACCAUCGCCACCAGCGACCCAUCGGGUCCCACUCGCGCUAAGUGGAGGAAGCCGUAGUUUGCGGCGCUCUCCACCACACGCCUCCCGGUCACGCUCACGAUCGCCGGCGGAACGAAAGCUGGCGGGUCGGUUGAAGAAGAAAUCGAAACGAAAGUCAAAGCGGGUCGCAUCGGUCAGUCGCAGUCGAAGCAGGAGUCGAAGCCGCAGUCGUAGCCGCAGCCGCAAACGGAGCCGCAGCCGGAGCAGGAGCAAGAGUCGAAGCCGCAGCCGCAGUCGUAGCCGCAGUCCAGUGGAUCGACGUGCUCGCCGGUUGGCGAAGGUUCCCACCUACAGCAGCCGAAGCGGGCGGAAGAAAAAAUCAAAACGCCAAAGCGUUUCUUCGCCGCCCACCCGCGCCAUUUCUCCCAACCGACGGCCGGCACAAGCAGCCUCCGGGGCGAAAAAGCAAAAGAAGAAGAGUCGCAAACGAUCGUCUCCGUCGCAGAUCGUUUCGCGAUCGACGUCCCGCACACCACCACCGCCGGCCCCUUCGGCCAGUGGUCUAACGGAACGCUUCACCAAAGGCCGCCAGCGGGGCUCGUGGACACCUCCACCAUUGGCAGCGCCACCCACGGGCAACGUGGCGACCGUAAGUGGAAGUCGGGUCAAGACGAACGGGGCCGCCAAUCUGACGGUCAUUCUCACAAACGAAGAAGCGGUGGCCAAGCAGCAACAGCAACAGCAGGCUCUCGGCAGCACUGCGAAGGAGCAUCGCAGCAAGGCCGCACGGAAGGAGGCACGGCGCCGGGAGCGGGCCCGAGAGAAGAAUAGCCUACCCUCGAAGGAAGUAUUUACAUCGGGUGAUAAUAUUCUUGUAAGUGUUAGCUUUAACGAUAAGACAACACCGGCCGCUGGUGGUGGGGUCGGCGGUGCCAAGGAGCUGGACAAGGCGCUGGGCGAUGGCUCGACGGCGGACGAACACCGGUACCACCACCACCAUCACUACCACCACGGAUCGGGUGCGGCAACUAGUGGCACGGAUCGAUCCAAGCAGCGGCUCAAGGACGGUGGUGGCGCGGCCACAUCGAAGCGCCAACGAGGAGAUCAGCGUGCGGUCGCUGGCGCUGCUCCGCUCGACGGUUGCGAGCGUCCGAAAAGUAAGCGCGUCGAUCGGAUCGGUAAGCAGCAACGGGGGACGCUGGCGUCGCGUCUCGGGGAUGGUUCCGCGGUCAAGCCGGUGGUUAUCAUCGAUCUGGACGGAUCGCCCUUCCGUGUGCUGACCCCAUCGCCGAAGGCCGUCAUCGUACUGUCGGACAGUGAUACCGAGAAGGACAAGGAUCUGCGGGGCCCUGUUGGUGGCGGGGGAGCUUCCGGAAGCAUUCUCGUCGCACAGGUCACAGGAGGACCACAUGGGCAGGAGAAAGAAAGCAACGGAGGAGCUGUUCGCAGUAACGCCAUCGGCCAAUCGUUGGGCCAGUCGUUGGGUCUUGUCGUGGAUGGGCAAAGCGGUGGCGCGACAGCACUCCCGGGCGGUCCAGGUGGCGCAGGAGCUACGGGUGGUACAGGAGCAGGCGCUGGGUCCGCGUUGCGCAAGACGCCACCAGACGAUGAUAUGUUUGGCCCAAAGACACCACCAGGCUUCCCGAAGUCAACCGGAACCUCUGUCGUAACCGGCGCCAGUGCACCCUGCGGCGCCGCUGUUGCGCAGUCUACUACCUCCUCGUCCACCAACAACAAAACCCUGCUGCAGGCCCCGAAGUUUUCGAUGCAAGUAAAAACCAAGUCAUCCAAUGUGCGUCCCGUCAAUCCGUUGUACGAUCCCGGUGACCUCGACGACGGAAAGGACGACGAAAGUCCGGAGCGACAAGAUGAAGCAUGCGCUGGCGGCGGUGGUGUCGGUGGCGGCAGCGGUGGAAGUGUUGUUGGUGCAGCAACCGAUGGUUCGAACGGUAGUCAGGUCGGAGUUACGCUAUCGCAGGCUGGCUACGUCGGAGGGCACGUGGCACUAACAAUGGCCACAUCCGUUGGACCGAACACGCCACCGGAACCGGCACCCCAAUCACCUUCGCCAGAUGUUUACGAUCCAUUCGAACCGACUAAGUCACCAUCGCCCUCGCCGCCACCGCGGGAUGCGCUCUCGAUCGGGCGACUGUCCGAGGAAGAUGAACCGAAUAACAAGACUGCCGUGGUGGCUCCCGACACUGCGAUCGCGGAACGAAACACUGAACUCAUGAAUGGUGGUGGUGGUGGUGGCGGCGUCAGUGUCGAUAACGUCGGUUCGCGAACACCUCCCCUGUUGGGACGGACAGGCGUUGCACCGAAAGUAACGGUUCUCAGCAGUAUCGUGCUGAGUGCGGCCAACAUCGCCACCUCCGAUGCUAACUCCGAUUCCGACGUUAUCUUUGACGAUUUCCCGCAUUCCUCGGGCGCCGCAAUGCAGAAAGCACCCACUUCCGGUGGUGGAGGCAACAGUCUGAUUUCGAAGCUACCUCUGCCCGGCCAGCAGCAGGGCAGCGGUGGGGUAAUUGUGCAGAGCAGUGGCACCUCUUCCGGGCCAGCAAAGUUCGUCGGUGACUUCAUGAACCCAACCGACUCACCGUACUCGCCGGGGGCGAGCGAUUUCGAUGAUCUGUUCGAGCCACCACCGGGCGGUGGCGGCGACCUGCAAGGUUUAGGCGACUCGCCUUUGUUGCCACACGUUGCCAAACAGCAGCCCAACAGUGGUCACCAUCCGACACACUCGUUGGCUCAGCAGCAGACAUCCUACAAACCGUCAACAUCGAAGAUGCCAACGACGAAGGCGGCCAAAAAGUCAACCAACCAAUUCGAUUGUCUGUUUGGCUCGUCGCCACCAAAUCACACCGGGGCACGGAUGGGCCGCGGCCGGAAAGGGGGCCACAAGCGCUCGAAGGGCACCGGAGGAGGUAAGCUAAACCAAAAAGGUGACACAGCGGAUGACGAGGAUCCGUCGAAGCUAUCGGUGAAGGAAAAGUUCCUGAAGAAACUCAAUCGACUCGAGCGUGUCGUCGAAGAGGUGAAGUUAGUUAUCAAACCUUACUAUAACAAAAAGCAAAUCAACAAGGAUGAAUACAAGGAUAUUCUGCGCCGUGCCGUACCGAAGAUUUGCCAUAGCCGCACCGGGGAAAUUAAUCCGAUUAAAAUUCAGAAGCUCAUCAAGGCAUACGUACGCAAAAUACGUGGCAAACGGCGGCUGACAAAGAAGGGUGGCCCCGGCAGCGGUGGUCCUUUAGGUUUGCCGACGAACAACAGCAACGCGAUCAUAAUAUAAAGCGAAAAGCAACGGGUGCGUCCACCAAAAUGGAUAUAGGUUUUCGUCUUAAGGUGGUAAGGCGCGAGGCAAUCUGUAUAAAGUUGUACUUUAUUUGACACACGCUAAUCUGUGAGUUUAAGCUGAAGAAACUGUAGGCAACAGUCAAGCUAUGUUCUUGUAAUUAUUAUUACAAUCGAAAUUAGUUGUGUUUUACACUGCUUCUACUAUUACUGUUUGAUUUAUCAAUGUAUAUAAACUUAAGUUCAAGCACAUCAAGAAUUUUUUUUCUGGCAUGUACUCCCCCGAUACGUGGCCAGGACUCUACGAAGAAAGCGACCAAACCGUUUAGAUAGAUGCAUAACUUUGUGCUUUCCGCCUAUCGUUUGAAUUUACAAAAGCGUCGCUUUAUGCGCACAUCGUAGUUUUUCGUUUCAAAAUCGAACUCUGAACAGUUUCAGUUUUCUAAAAAGAAUCCUGCAUGCGGUGGACGAGUUAAGCGUAAGAUAAGUUUAAAAACGAAGCAUGAUUAUUAGUGAGGCAAAGCAUAAGUAGUGUGUAGUGUGAAUGAAACCACCAAAAGAGAGUGGCAGUGAUUGGCAGACAGAAAAUCUUCACAAACGGGAAACCGACAGAAUUUUGUGCAAGAGUGUGUGCAAGAGUGAAUGAUAAUGUUUAUUACUUUUUAUACCAUUGGCCAAAUGAUGAUCGAGUGUGACGGUAGUAGAAACUCCUUCUGCUGCACAAUGAUGAUCCUACGCUCUGGGUUCACCUCGAACGGAGUCACAAUACAAGUGAUUGAUUGUUGAAUUGCUGAACCAACGAGAUAGAUACACACAGAAAGAGGCAAACUGAUGCGGUGAUGCGGUUAGUGAGUGAAACAGUAAGGGGACUAUACAUUAAAUUUCCAUCAAACUCUGGCACUCUUCGCGCCGAUGUAGCAGCAGCGCAAGUCGGGCGACGUUCGGAUGGGUAUCUCUCGAGUUUAAAGACAUACCUUUCUCUCAAGCUAAUCAGCUGCUCAAGUAGUAGAAUUAUACUGACAGAAGGAAAAAAAUCAUUACAAAUGCUCCAAUCUUUAGCCGAACGGAUAGCGAUCAUCAGCAGCCCCAUCAUUCAGAUUUCCCCAUUGCGACGGAAAUGAGGAAAUCAUUUAAAUAUGGUAUUUAUAUAUAGUUUCAUUGUAUUGUAGAUAAACCAAGAGCAAAUAGAGUGUUACUGUCAACAACUGGGAAAUGUGGAGAAACACAAAAUUAUGCGACCUCCACAAGCUCAGACAGCAAUCCUUUCAGCGCAAACUACUACGCAACUUGAGGAGAAAACGUUGCGUUCUCGAAUUCGUCGAAGGUAGCAGGUGAGAUCGAUCUCGCUUUCUCCUUAUCAACAAUACACACAUAUAUUUAUUCGUAUGUAAUACUGCACACAGCAACACAUUCUGACAUAACUAAUCACUCGGUCAAGUCACCGCAAACGGCGUUUUAAUGAUAAGCUGAACAUAGUAAGUUGUUAAGUAGCGAAAAACACUAACGAUUGGAAGUGCAGAACCGUGUGGGUUGCGUGUCCUUCGAGCGCGCCUCUUCCUUGCGCGGUGCCCAGAGGCCGCCGAUAACGAUGUUUCUCAAUGGUUUAGUUCACAUCCAAGCAUAAGUCAAUUGUAGCCAAACGACGUGCUGUACACCGGAGAGCUUUCGCUACACAUCGAUGUACCCGAUGCAAUCUAUCUGUUUAAAAUCGUUUCUUUCCCAACUUUUGUUCGCCUUCCGGUUACUACUAAGCCGCACACCUCCUCAGUACAGGUGCCGUCGCCUACAUAGGAAAAGCACACCAACUCUAAUCGUUUGAUGCUGGAUGCUGUUGUAGGACCUCAGAAAUGGGCGAACAUGCGUGGUCAGCAGAACGCCAUCAACGUGGGCCACCAUUGUCAGUCGUGUGCUAACGGUUUAGAUUGAAGCGGAUCAUAGGUGGAAAUCUACCUUAUUCACAGGACCGUCACCGCGUGAGAUUGAAAGAAAUUCGUGGUUUAAUAAAUCUAUUAUGUA
Molecule: messenger RNA, 9122 nt
Organism: Anopheles bellator
Lineage: Eukaryota; Metazoa; Arthropoda; Insecta; Diptera; Culicidae
Product: serine/arginine repetitive matrix protein 2-like
Exons: 4
Coding region: 1-7104 (2367 amino acids)
Source: RefSeq, a predicted model, not a curated record